UCAUCCUUCAUUUUCAUGAUUCUGCAAACCCUGAAAAAAUCUUUAUGCAGAAUGCAAAACGAUGAGUAGUGUGGUAUGGGGUUGAUAAUUGAAAGAUACCAUUUUUCUCUCAUUGUGCGUACAUUGUUUCUCGUGCCUCAAAUUAAUUUAAUUCAAUUUUAUUUGUUGUAGUAAUUAUCAGAAAAGAAAAGAAAAGGCAAACCCAAAAAAAGAGCAGGCCUCCACUGCCACGUGUAAGCCUCUCCCCACCAUAGCUGUUUGUCACUUUAUAACUACACCUCCUCUCUCCUCAGUUCCCGUUUCUACAGACACCUGUUUCUCUCUCCUCUCUUUCUCUCUCUCUCCGUCUCUCUGUUUCUCUCUCAUCUUUCUCCGUUCGUCAAAAACAAAGACACCCCUGAUCAAGAAUCGAGUAGAUAAUCAAAACUUUCACCGAAAGCUCGAAUCUUUAUGCAGAUUUGAGAAUACACACACACACUGGCGGUGUUUUAGCUGAGAAGGGUUUGUAAUACACGCACCCAUUUGGUUGUUAUUUCAAUUUUUUUUUAUUUUGUGUAUAGUGUUGUUGGAAAUGAGCGAGAAUGAAGGGGAAGAAGGUGGGGUUGUUUAUGAGAUAGCUAUUGCUGUUCCCAAAUGGGGCGAAAACAACAACAACAAAUUGGACAAGAUUACUGGUGAUUUUGACAAUGAUUGUGUCGGAAUUCUUGUUAAUGAGCUCAAGAAAAAAGGGCUCAUUGUUGAGCGAGUUGUCGGCCUUCAAAAUGAAUUUGUUAAGUUGGCAGCACCACUGGAAAUUCUAGGAAAGGCCGCAGCCGAGUUGCGAUUUAGAAAACGGACUCAUAUAGGAAUGGAUUUCCCGUUUGAAUGGGACGAGGCGGAGGCUUUUGUUAAGCUACCCGACGGUUCCUUGUUCAGUUGGUGUGAACGGUUCCGAUGCUACAAUCACAUCGUACAUGGCAUUGUUAACACAGAAAAACUACCCGUAAUCUUGAAAUACGAAGAUAGAACGAUCGAUUGGAAGUCGGGAGAAUCUCUAGUAGCGAAAUUGGAAGCAAUAGGUGUCGUCAAAGAAGUAUUUCCAUUGCACGACGAGAAGAAGCGGAAGCAGCUUCUAAGAAGCUGGGCGAUGAACUGGUUGGACUUCACAUCACAGCCAAUCGACGAUAUAUGUUCCUAUUACGGGGUGAAGAUUGCAACCUAUUUUGCAUUUCUCGGAAUGUUCACAAAGUGGAUGGUAUUUCCAGCUGCAUUAGGACUUACAGUGCAGUUAGUGGAUUUCGGAUCAAUGCAGUUGCUGGUUCUCCCGUUUUUCUUUAUAUGUGUAAUAUCAUGGGCCGUCUUGUUUUUCCAGUUUUGGAAACGAAAAAACUCAGCCAUGUCAGCUAGGUUGCAGAUAUAUCAUUCAGCUGAUGCGGAAUCCGAAUAUAAAUCUUUUCAGACAGAUCAAAGCUCGUCGGAAUGUACUCCUACAGAACUAAUGAAGAAACAAACCUCGGACCGAACGAAGGAAAAGGCGAAUUUCCAAAGAGAAGAGUGGUUUAGAUGGCUAAUGAGAUUUAGAAACGACGCAUUUAUUAUAAUGAGUAUUAUAUGUUUACAGCUACCGUUUGAAUUGGCUUACGCUCAUCUUUACGAAGUUAUACGCUCCGAUCUUCUCAAGUUUUGUUUGACGGCGGUUUAUCUCCUAGCGAUUCAGUAUUUCACGAGAAUGGGCGGAAAGGUUUCGGUGAAGCUUAUUAAAUACGAGAACAAUGAAAAUGUCGAACACAGAGCAAACAGCUUAGUAUACAAGGUUUUCGGACUUUAUUUCAUGCAAUCGUAUAUCGGAAUAUUCUAUCAUGCUCUUUUGCAUCGGAAUGUCAUGACCCUUCGCCAAGUUUUGAUCCAACGUCUACUAAUAUCCGAGGUGAUUGAGAAUUUAUUGGAAAACUCUAUACCGUAUUUGUCGUACAGCUUCAAGAAAUUUAGAGCUGUGAGGAAUAAGCAAAAGCGUGAAAAAGGGUCGGGAAAAUCGAGUCCGAUUCCUAGAGUAGAGAAGGAUUAUCUUAAACCUGCUUAUGCUGCAAGUAUUGGUCAGGAAAUCGAAGAUGGACUUUUUGAUGAUUUUCUGGAGCUGGUUUUGCAGUUCGGAAUGAUAAUGAUGUUUGCUUGUGCGUUCCCUCUCGCAUUCGCUUUUGCAGCAGUGAAUAACAUAACGGAGAUUAGAGCAGAUGCAUUGAAAUUGCUUGCAACGAUGAGAAGGCCGAUACCUCGUGCCGAUGCAACAAUUGGAGCAUGGAUGAACAUUUUUCAGUUUCUUAUAGUGAUGUCGAUUUGUACGAACAGCGCACUGUUGGCAUGUUUAUAUGACCGUGAAGGGAAAUGGAGCUUAUCGCCUGGGCUUGCAGCAAUUUUAAUAAUGGAACAUGUGCUUUUGUUCAUUAAAUUUGGAUUCUCUCGCAUUGUACCGGAGGAGCCUGCAUGGGUGAGAGCUGCUCGGAGAAAGAAUGCAACUCAAGCAGAGGAGAUGUGCUCCAAGCGACUCUUGAGGAGUAUUUCGGGCGACGACAAAUGGUUCCGAGAAAUUAAAAAGAACGAGUAAAGUCCCAUAAUUGAGUACCGUUUUUCACGCAAGUUUUGUUCGAUUUUCCAAGAGUUGAUUGUAAAAUUUCCUUUUUAGCCUCGGUGAGUUCGAAGAUACCAUUAAAUUUUUUCUUGUGUAGUGUUAUGCUUCUGUUUGAUGAGUUGUGUUUUACAUAUAUAUAGCUGUUUAUAAGAGCUGCUGUGUUGUAGUAUGAAAAGUUUUGUACGAGGACUAUAUCGUAAUUGGACAUUUUUUAGCGAGUGGUCAAGGCAUUCGUGUAGGGCUUAUCACAGGGAAAUGCAAUAUUUUUUUUUAUUUUUUGGCAAAUCUUAAGAUGAAAAUGAAUCACGACUUCUAAUGUAUAAUAUCGUACCUAAAUAUCGA
Erythranthe guttata (spotted monkey flower) is the source of this 2947-nucleotide messenger RNA. Its product is annotated as anoctamin-like protein. Lineage: Eukaryota; Viridiplantae; Streptophyta; Magnoliopsida; Lamiales; Phrymaceae. Gene Ontology annotation, molecular function: chloride channel activity. Gene Ontology annotation, biological process: chloride transmembrane transport. The record is from RefSeq and is a predicted model, not a curated record.